Messenger RNA from Colletes gigas, 3183 nucleotides. RefSeq names its product toll-like receptor 1. Gene Ontology annotation, cellular component: extracellular matrix. Lineage: Eukaryota; Metazoa; Arthropoda; Insecta; Hymenoptera; Colletidae. The transcript is spliced from 6 exons. Gene Ontology annotation, molecular function: protein binding. The record is from RefSeq and is a predicted model, not a curated record. Bases 152 to 2494 code for a protein of 780 amino acids.
GGUUAUUAAUUACGAAAUUCAUCGGUGAGGAUGAUACAAUGUCGACCGAGAACAAUUCACGGUGUCCCCGUUGAAACGGACUAGCGUUCGCUGUUGGAUGAAAAUGUGAUUUCCAUGGAACUCGAGGCGAUCGUGUCUGAUAGCAGAGAACAUGGAGAAACGGAUAACGACCGGCUGUGCGUCGAUUUCUUUGGCAGCCACGUUCUUGGGAAUACUCUCUGUCGCGGUCUGCCAAAGUGUUUGCCCCGCGAGAUGCUCCUGCCACUUAACCCAACAGCCGAGAACUGUCAUGUGCGCGAAACAAGCCUUGGAAACGUUCCCCGAAAAUAUCAGCGACGUGGUGGAACAAUUAAAUUUAUCGAACAAUCUGUUGACGCACAUCACGAGUGAUAUUAAUCGACUGAUAGAUCUGCAGUACCUGAAUCUGGCGAGGAACAAGCUGAGUUCAUUGCCCGACGACAUUAGUCACUUGAGAAGCCUGCGGAGAUUGGAUUUGAGCGGUAACGAAAUACACGAGACCGUCAAAAUUAGUUCUCUGGACCAACUGCCGUCUUUGAGGAUUCUCUAUCUGUCCAAAAAUCCGUUACCCGGUUUAGACGGUUUGGUAAACAAAGGACUUGAAGCUCUGGAUGCUAGUCAUUGCGGAAUACGAGAACUUAGUAACACAUCUCUGGACGGUCUGCCAGCAUUAACUACGCUAAGCUUGGUAGGAAACCCUUUGAAAUUCAUUCAGAAAGCGUGGAGUCCAAAACUACGGUGGCUCGAUAUGUCCGACUGCCUUUUGAAUUACUUAAGUCCCGAUACUUUCAGCGGAUUUCCAGAGCUUGAAGAGCUUCGACUGUCCAACAAUCCCACGUUAGUCUACAGCACCAGACACGAGACACUCAACCAUUUGAAGUUGAAAAAGUUCGACGCGUCGAAUUGCAAUUUGGAUAGACCGGGUCUCCAUGGAUUCCCGUCGUUGACUCACGCUCGAUUAGCCCGUAACACGAUACGAUUGUUGCCCGAUCGUAUUUUUGCUAAAAACAGGGAACUCGGUUUCCUGUACUUGAACGCGAACGGCCUGGAACGUUUGAACGCCAGCACUUUCGAAGGCUUAGUGAAGCUCCAAGUGCUGGACCUGUCGGCUAACAACCUGGAAACGAUUGAUCCGUUGGCGUUUCACGAAAACUUGGAGCUGAAGAUGCUAAAUCUCUCCUACAACAACGUGUACGAGUUUCCAAAUCUCACGUCGUCAGCCUCGUCACUGGACAUGUCGUCGAAUCAAAUUAGCAAGCUGAGCAACAACUUUCUGACGAACAUGCCAAAGAUAAGGAGCAUCAUCCUGAGCGACAAUCAAUUGGAAAGAAUACCACCCACUCUCUCGUCCACAACGCUGAAGAAUUUCGACCUGAGACGGAACAGACUGGUGGGAUUGGACAACGACACCUUCCUCCAUUUGCCGCAACUCAUAAGGAUCGACUUAUCAGGAAACCGUUUGACGGUGGCUUUGAAUCCAGAAAUAUUUCGAAACAAUCCAGAUUUGAACACCAUCAAGCUAGGAGAUAAUCCGUGGCUUUGCGACUGCAAGGAAUUGUUCGACCUGUUCAACUAUUUGACGGAAUCGCCAGCUAAGACAUCGGAAUCGAGUUUGAUCUGCCAGAGCCCGGUGAACGUGUCCGGUUACUCGUGGGAAAUAGCUUGUUUCGAUGCGUGGAACGUACCCUUGUACUACAGCAAAGACAAGACUUGGGGAUUCGUAAUGAUCACUGUUCUAACGGUUAUCGUUCUAUUUGGAAGCUUCGUCUCCAUCAGACACAUGAUGAGAGUCAAGAGAAGGGCUAUGGAACAGAGGCAACAUCUAGAAACAUUGAGACUGAUACGACAAAGAAGUAGGAAUCACGUUGUGCGACAAGAGGAGCGCGUCGAACGGACUUCGGAGCCCAGAAUCCACCCUUUCGAGUUAAUUGGCCCACCUAGUUACGAGGAGGCUAUGCAGAUGCCACGAUUGGUUCGUUCUCUGGACAAUUUGGAUGAAAUUUCUGUAGAGACGACGUCUAUGCGUGUGAUGGGUUCCGCGGAUAAUAUAAGGAUCAAACAGAGAAGGACGAGGAGGCUAAGGACGAAGAUUCUCAGCGAGGACGAUUUACUCAGAAGAGAAGAACGUCGAAUAGAGAGAAUCAGGAGGGAAAGGAACGCCUCCGCUGGUAACGUCGGGACCGAUUUAUCGCAGAGUGCUAGUCAAACAAAUUCCAGAUCUUACGUGGCACGGGUGCCUAGAACGCAGAGCGUGAUGAGCGAUUCCGUAGACUCUGGAACCGGAAGACUUCAAUCCAGACCACAGACACCGAGCGCAAAGAAAAAAAGAAGAAGACGGACGGUGUACGAUGGACACUCGUCCGACGACGAAGAUUCCGACAUGCCACACGUCCAUUCGUCCAGAUCGAUCGUUAUCAGGGAACUUCGUAGGGAACCUAAAAGCGGCUACAGAGAGCCCACGGAUCCAGACUCGUAACAGCCCAUAAAGUCAUGGGAAAAACGAUUCCCACGAGGAAUUUUUGUGAAAUAAAGAAGUGUUACAUUUUGAUAUUUCUAAAGUACUCGCGACCGAAAAUCCUUCCAAAAAAACUCUUGAUCGCGAGCAACGCCGUGCUAAUGGCUGCUUAGUAACUGUUUCUUAAGACAUGAGAGAAAAUUGUACUCUGAAAAUUUUCGAGUCAGAAAUGUAUCGAUCGUAGAAUAUUUGAACAAAAUUAAAAACUCUGUGAGUAUGUUCGAACGCUCGACAAAACUUACUGCUCCUCGUUACACGUCACGUGCUGUGGAAGUGAUCUCACUUUAUUGUUUGAUCAAAUUUUAAACAAGAUUGAAACCUGGUAAGAACGAAGUCGUACAAGUAUAAAAUUACGGUAAUUGCACGCCAACCCGUAACGAUUAACAACAGUUUCGCGCUGAACACAAUUAUAUACUUGAUCGUAUCGAUGUAUCGUUUACCGCGAUACAUGAACCGAAGUAAAUGAUAAUAAGUCGUCCAAAACGUGCUAAUCUCUUAAAUAACAGUCAACACCGUCAAACAAAUACUAGGUGCUGGUACAAAAUAAUAUAACAUUACCAAGUAACCUUACAUAUUUAUUGGGAAUACGUGUUAUCUGCGAAAUUAUUAUGACACAGCGCCUUUCGUUCUAAGUGUGACUCAUAAUUACC